CCGGAACCGAACCGAGAUGUUAAGCAGCGUUUGAUUGGCUAUAACGAAAUAACAUUUGGAAUCAUUUUGAUAUUUAUGUUGUAAAAUUUUCAAGAUGGCAGCGCCCACAGUUUAUAGGAGUCUGACAAGAUUUCCUGUUUUACAUAAAUCAAUAUUGGCAGAGUGUCCAAAAACUUUUAUCAAUGUGCAGCCAUGUAGAUUCAAACAGAGCAUUGUUUUCAAGAAGAAGGAAGAAAGAAAAGCCGCUGGUUCUGGGCCGCAGGCACCCAUUGAGAAGAAGUUUCUACGUGACACUCCCCUCCACAGCGUCUACAUUGUGGAUGACUACCCCCCUCAGCCUUUCACCCUUGAGGAAUGCUUCACCAUGCACAAGGAGGCUGCUCAGCCCGCUAUGACAAACACACUCCACGCUCAAGUCUAUGCAGACAUACUGCUUGACAUGAGUACACUGAAAAAGACCAAGUUCAUGAAAAAUGUUAGAGGCUUGUUAGAUUUCCCCCACAAGUUUAUCCAUGGGCAGAAGAAAACCUACAUGAUUUUUAGUGAGGAUCAGAAAGAUGUAGAGUUAGCCAAGGCCAAGGGUGCACAGUAUGCAGGUGGUGAUGACAUAUUCAAUUAUAUUAAGCAAAACUUGAUACGGCGAGAGGACAUUGAGCAGUGUGACUUUGUGCUGUCAACCCCAACUAUGGCAGUGAAGUUAAUGGGCAUUAAACCAAUACUCCAAGAGAUGCUACCCUCAGUUAAAAAUGGAUGCGUGUUCAACAAUCUAGCAGAGACACUGGCCUUGUAUGAACAGAAUGUGAGGUUUAAGUCCAUUCGAGAAUCAGAUGCUGUUGGGCAUAUGCAGGUUCCAUUUGGCCAGUUAAAUCAAGAUCUACCGCAAAUCAAAGACAAUUUCAAGUAUUUGACCAAGUGCUUAAACGAUUUAAAACCAUCAGGUGGGUUUAUGAAAGAGUUAUAUGUGAUAGCCCCGCCAUCAGCUGAGCGCUUUAUGCUUACCAAAACUGAGCAUGCAGCUGAGAAGGCCAAGUCCAAAAAACAGCAGUCAAAACAAGAAACUGAAGAUGAUGAUGAAGAUGAGGAAGAGUGACCUGUUGGGUAUUGAUAUGACAGAAGUAUAUUUUGUAGCUAUAGUUGUGUAUUAAAAACUGUGUGUUACCAUGUAUAUAUCGUUUUCUUCUAAAGUUUGAAAACUAAUAAAGGAUAAUAACAAUUA
This is a messenger RNA of Dreissena polymorpha, 1216 nucleotides long. Its product is annotated as 50S ribosomal protein L1-like. Lineage: Eukaryota; Metazoa; Mollusca; Bivalvia; Myida; Dreissenidae. The coding region runs from base 95 to 1090 and encodes 331 amino acids. The record is from RefSeq and is a predicted model, not a curated record. The transcript has 9 exons.